This is a messenger RNA of Melampsora larici-populina 98AG31, 2574 nucleotides long. RefSeq lists its product as uncharacterized. NCBI's taxonomy places the organism in Eukaryota, Fungi, Basidiomycota, Pucciniomycetes, Pucciniales, Melampsoraceae. The transcript has a single exon. The coding region runs from base 1 to 2574 and encodes 857 amino acids. The record is from RefSeq and is a predicted model, not a curated record. Gene Ontology annotation, molecular function: metal ion binding.
AUGGCCAUCGAUCUUGCCAGUCAAAUUCCACAAGCCAACGACCCCGGUCUUGAUACCAUAGAACAGUUAAAGGUUCAAGCUAAAAUUCAAAUGGACCGUACUACCGCGGAACUCGAUCAUUCGAGUCAAAGCCCUGCUUUGGAUACGCCUAGCAUACAUCCUGUCGAUCACUCUCUGAAUUCAGUCAACGUUGCAAAUGAUUCACAACCAUCAACCAGCGCUCCAGUGUUAAAUGAAGUGCUCGAUCAAACCAAGGCAGUAACAGAUACCAGUUUGUGUUUUCCUAUCUCAUUCAAUCUUAUCGAUCUUGAUCGACAGCUGAUUCUGUCUCGAUCGUACUUUGUAGCCUCUGAUGCGCCAGCUCUACCUAGAUCUUUACCACCUCCACACAUUGCCAAGAACACUCCCUGUCGUUUCUUUGCUAUCGGAUCCUGCAAAUAUGGCGAUGCAUGCGCAUUUUCUCAUGACCCAUCUUCUGUGGCUCAGUUACCUGCAAGCUUGAAUGGUACUAACCCGAUCGACUCUUCAACAUAUCCUGAAUUGUCACCAUCUGGUUUUUUUCGACCUCAUCCAGCUCAAAGCUACGAGGAAGCCGCAGUACACCGGUACUAUGGAUAUUGCGAUUCCGGUCCUAUGCCUUCCAACAAUCAACCUAUCUUUAAUGCACCGAUUCCUCCACCCAACAGUUUGGCCUCAGCUACGACCACGACAGGAUUGUCAGCUACUGACCCUCAAGGUUUCCAUUCUCAAUCUGCUCCCUUACCAGCGGAUCAUGAAAACUAUCAUCCUUCUGGCCCUCCAUCUUUUGGAAUGCCUUACGGAUUUUCGCCUGGUAACCCACCACCUAUGGAUUACGCGCCUGGAACUCCGGUAAAUGCCCAUUCCAAUGCCUACUACUCCUUCCCUGGUUCUAUCCCACCUCAGGGCGUCUAUGGACCCAUGCCUCCACAUGGUCCUUCAGGCUAUUACGAAGCACCUCCAAUGGGUGAUGUACCUUUCAAUGGUUACCCGAUCCCCCAUCCGGUUCCGGUAGUUCCCGAGAACUCCUCCGGCCCAGCACCACUCCCUGUCCCCCACUCGCCACAGGAUCCAGUAUACUAUCCUCAACAGAAUCCCUUCCCCUUGCCACCUAGCCACGAUGGAUUGCCAUGUCAUCCUAUGGGUGAGUAUAUUUCACACUAUCUGAUGGUAUUCAAACGUGACACUGAUGGCUUUCGUCCCUUUAUGAAAACCUCAAAAGAAAGCAACCAGCCCCCUCUGCGACCCAUGGAAGGAUACUCCCCAUCCACAGGACCUUACCCUUCUCAUCCAGCCCCUCACUCUACUAACAACUCCUACAUUGCUGGAUCUGGACCUCCCUCCGCGCUGACCAAUGCCGGUCGUUCAACUGAACCUACUCGUUUGGGCCCGCUCCCUCGAUUCCAACGUAACAACGGUAACUUCAGAAGAGGACAUGCAGGUCGUGGGGGAGGUAGUCGACCACUUCGCCCCCGUCUCUCUCCUAACACCAAUGGUAUCAACCCUGGUCCUCAUAGAUCACAACUGCACGGUCCUGUCCCUCACACCGCCCACCCAUGCUCAUCCUCAUCUGCAUCUGGUCCUAUUCGAGGUGCCAACAGUUUACCUGUUACGCCUCUCGAUGAACGCGGACCAAGAGGACCUUGCUCAUUCUUUGCUGAGAAUCGAUGUCGAUUUGGUGAUGAGUGUCUCUGGGCUCAUGUUAUGCCUAAUGGUGAUGAUGCUAAAGAGUACAGAUUGAACUAUGUCGGACCAAAUGCACCUUCCAAAGAUGGCGUGUUAGGUAGUGAAGUAGGUUUUGGUGCUAAGAUGAUACGUAAGGCCGAAUGCUUCGAUUCUCGUUCCAUCCCAGGAUACGCAUUAUGGGAAAAGAAGUACAAAACAGGACCAGCAUCGGCCAAGGAGAAGCGUGAAGGUGAUGAGCAAGUGGGACGUAAUGAAGAAAUAGGCAUCUCGCCCAAUGAAUCAAAAUCGUCUUCAUCCGAUUCGAUCAGGCAAAAGGUUGAUGAUAUAGUUCAACAACGAAGGGAAGGCAAUUUUCCUGGUCAUCAGUUUCCUCCACACAAAAACAACAGGGCUUUUCCAGCACCAUCUCGACCAUCUCAUCUCAAAUUUGUUACUGCACCGAGCCAUCGUACUCAACGAGUCCCUAAUGGUGAAGAUUUUCCAGCCUUGUUAAGAUCCAAAACUUCAACCCCUACUACCAAUGAAAAACCAGUUGGACCAGAUUGUAAAGUAGAAAGAAGAUCAAAUGAUGAUGAAACUAGUUCAAACAGUGGAGCAGGUGGAAGUGAAGUUUCAAAUUCGACUAAUGCUACUUCAACAAAAGAUUCACCUGGAUUAAAUGUACGCAAAGUACCUGUGAUCGGAGGAGCUUCAUUCGCUCUGGCCGCUGCUCGAGGUGCUUCCAUCAAUAUCAAACCAACACCACCAAAAUCAAAAUCGACACCUGUACCUGCUAAAGUUGUGGAGGUGAUCUCUACCACUUCGGUUGAAGAAGGGAUCAAGUCUCUUGAGAUCGAUUCUUCUGCUCGAGAACUCUCUGCUUCGGCUUAA